Molecule: messenger RNA, 2838 nt
Organism: Seminavis robusta
Lineage: Eukaryota; Bacillariophyta; Bacillariophyceae; Naviculales; Naviculaceae
Source: the annotation of a GenBank genome assembly
AUGACCGGUGGAAUGUACAGUAUGUGGAGCUCGGGAACAAAGCUUUUCAGCUUUUCGGAAAAACGAGGCACUUUGCUGGAGGUGAACAUCCAGCAACCAGAGGUUGGGAUCAAACGUACAAUUUUAAAAUUGAUGAUGAACAACAACCAAAAAGACAGCGAGAGGGACCAAAAAGAUGAGGAAACCGGAAAACACGCUGAUGAGGAAGAUGAGCCCCUGUUGCACAUAGUAAAGCGCUUAAGUCACGGUACAUAUAGCGAUGUGGAGUUUGCCAAGCUUGCCAAGCUCGAGUCCGAUCAGGUGUUGCAGACCGAUGCAGAUGCGGCGUCCUCUUCCCAGGAGGCAUCACAAAGGCUCAGUGGCUCAGUGCCGCCCCCUUCCAGUGAUCCAUACGUCCAUAGGGAUGGACAAAAUCAACUCGAUUUGUCGACCAUUAAUGAGUCAUCCAACAAUAAUGACAUGGAAGCUCAAAUGAUGCUCAAGGAUCGAUUCAUUGUUGGUGAAGCAAACAUGCACAAACAUGAUCCAUCGGUGGGUGUUGGGAGAGCCGAAGCGCUCCAAAAGGAUGACGCAGCAGCUCAAAUGAUGCUCUUGGAUCGAUUCAUCGUUGGUGAAGCAGCAAUGCACCAAAAGGAUCGAUUGGUGGGAGCCGAGAGAGCCGAAAUGCACCAAAAGAAUGACACAGCAGCUCAAACGAUACACAAGGAUCAAUUCAUCGUCGGCGAAGCAGAAAUGCUCCAAAAGGAUCGAUUGGUGUGUGUCGGGAGAGCCAAAACACAAAAAAAGGAUCAAGCUGUCUUGGACAAGGCAGGGAUAAACCAAGGGAUCAAUCAACAAGAUUCCCACAAUCUGGGAGGGAAUAGACCCAAUGGUUUAUCGUCAACUGCCCAAAACCAGGAAGAAACAGAGCUUAUGCCUCCAGGAGCGUACGCUGUGGCUCCGGAAGGACUCAGAUUUACUACGAUCCCAACUGGUACAGGCACAGACACGGAUGAAGACCUAGAUGAGCCGAUACCGCAAGAGCCAGCCCCAGUUUCCCUUGAGGAUGGCCUUCCCGUGGCGAACCAAGUAUCAGACAAUUUGGACCUACAGGUGGCGGAUUUGGAUCGUGGACAAGACAGCAGCAGAAGGGCAGAAAGGAAGAAGCAAUCACUAUGGCUGCCUGCACUGUUGUAUGGCAGCUGCGUUGCUGCCCUUGUCAUUGUGGUGGCCUUGCUUGUUAAUUCUGGUAGAAACAAUCAGGACACCAACAGCAGUGUAUCUGACUCACCCACCUACUCACCACUCCCUCCAGAAAAUGCCCAAAAUCUGUCUGAUGUGGAGCUCCUUGUUUUGGAAGCUUUGUCCAAUCACACUCUGGAAGCACUGGAGGAUCCCAACUCUCCCCAGUCCCUUGCCUAUGAGUGGAUGAUGGAAGACUUGGACGAAAACAACUACACCCACACCAGCAGGAUCAGGCAAAGGUAUGCCCUAGCCACUCUCUUUUAUGCUACAGGUGGGCACGAUUGGUAUAACAAUGAGAACUGGUUGAAUCAAUCAGUUCAUGAGUGUUUUUGGUUCUCCCAAGAGUGCACCAGAAAGGAGGAUUGCACUCCAUGUGGCAUCCCACCCAACUUGCUCAUCAGCUCCAACCAAGCUGUCCACAUGGACUACAACCCUUAUCAACACCUCUUGCUCUAUACGAAUGCUCUGCAAGGCACGUUGCCACCAGAAGUGUUCUGGUUAACAAACCUCAAGACCAUUUACCUUUUCAAGAAUCCUGAUCUAGCUGGCACUAUAUCAUCCCAUAUUGCGAGGUUGAGGGAGUUGGAAUUCUUCCGCGUGCAAGUCACAACGAUAUCUGGAACAAUCCCUACAGAGUUGGGCCUUCUUUCUGAUAAUCUCACUGACUUUCAUGCCACCAAUGCUCAGCUUGAAGGCCCAGUUCCAUCAGAGCUUGGGCUGUUGCACAAGCUGGAAAAAUUCUCGGUGGAUGGAAACAUGUUAACAGGAACCAUACCAGAGGAACUGGGGGAUGCCACCGAUUUGAAUUUCCUAGUGUUCAUUGCGAACUCAUUAUCUGGGACUAUACCAGAAUCCAUUUGGCAUCUCUCCUGGCAUACUCUUGCGUUGGGGCAGAAUCAGCUCACAGGAACAAUACCUACGGAUAUUGGGUUGAUGAGCAAUCUCACCUAUCUGUCUCUUGCUUACAAUGGCUUCUCAGGAGAGAUACCAUCACAGAUUGGCUUGUUGACUGAUGUCAUCAAUGUGAAUCUCUAUUUCUCUAGCUUCACCGGCACCAUCCCCACAGAGAUGGGUCAGCUCUCUUCUGCUGAUUAUCUUGGUUUUUCUUCUUGCGCCUUCACUGGAACUAUUCCCACUGAAGUUGGCCUCUUAACGGACUUGAGUCUCUUGUGGAUGGAUGGAAACAGUCUCACAGGAUCAAUUCCGAGUGAAAUUGGUCAAAAUGUCAACUUAGAAGGCUUGUCUCUUGGCAACACAAACCUAACUGGGACACUGCCAUCUGGGUUGGCGAAUGCCCCAUUGACCAUGCUAUUUCUGGAAAACUCUCUUCUGUCUGGCUCUCUCCCUGAAGGGCUCGGUCCAGAUCUUAUAUAUUUGUCACUGUCAAACAGCACAUUCCUGACUGGCACAAUCCCCCAAAACCUGACAAGCUUGGAUUUCGUGUAUGUGGAUGGGACUGAGUUGUCAGGAACACUUCCAGAGUAUCUCUGUGGAAUUACGGAUCUUGUCUUUGACUGCAGCCCUUUGCUAUGUGGAUGCAGUUGUCUUUGUGCCAAUGAAACCAACAGCUCUGCAGCCUCCAUGAUAGUGGGUGCAAACAACGAAACACUGUGA